AUGCGCUCAUGGGGAGCUUUGGGCGUUGCGAUCCAUGCAUCUUUGCUGGCGCUGCUGGCUCAAGGGAUUCAUAAAUCCAGCGAUGGGGUGUUUAUGAGGCCGCUGCACCGUUUUGCCGUGAUGGACCGAGGAACUGGAUAUCACCUGCCGAGCUACAUGAUGCAACUUUACAGGAAUUUCAAGUCGAAUUUUUCAGGCCUUAUGGAUACGAUGGAGCAAGAUGCCGCAAGACAAGCAGACACCGUGAAGAGUAUGAUGGCUAAAAAUUUGACGUACAGACAUAGAUCCUGGGUGGCAACCUUUGACCUCCAUGCGCUGGGAGCUGACAAACAAAUCCAGGCAGCAGAGUUGAGAAUCAAGCUACCUCGGACAAUGAAUGUUUCCAACAUUAGUGUGGAGGUGUAUCACCACCAUGACCAGGAUCAGCAUCUGCUGGCACUGCUCACAGAAUCGUCACUAGUCACAUCAUCGCAGAGCUGGAAAGUAUUCAACAUGACAAGUCCCCUCUUGAGCUGGCUCAAAGAGAAAUCAACAACAAGAAUUCGACACAAACGAGUGUCAAGAAGAAGGAAAACGAUAAAAAAAAGGCGAGGCCUGCCUCUUCCCGAUGAGCCCGUUUAUGAAGGAAGUUUGACAAAAGACCAGGAUGUGAGUGACCGGGCCUUGCUGGUUGUCUUCUCACACACAGGGUCUGAUGAAAACUCAAAGGCUAAAGCGAGCUUACUCCAUACAGCUGAACAAUCCAAGUUCUUCUCCCCUGCUGAAAUCAAAAAGAGGCGAAGGAGCAAACGGGGCCAGAGGGAGCAAACAGCAAGAACCCCGCAGCUGUUCAAAAGAGUGAGUGAAAAAUCGCUCUGUCACAAAGUGGACCUGCAUGUCGACUUUAAUCAGAUUGGCUGGGGGUCCUGGAUUGUCUUUCCUAAAAAAUACAAUGCCUACCGCUGUGAAGGCUCCUGCCCUAGUCCUCUGAGAGAAGACUUAAAUCCAACCAAUCAUGCCUACAUGCAGAGUCUCCUGAAGCAUUUCCACCCUGACAGAGUGGCCUCACCCUGCUGUGCACCAACCAAAAUGAGCCCACUGAGCAUGUUGUACUAUGAAAAUGGAGAAAUGCUCCUUCGACACCACGAGGACAUGAUUGUGGAUCAGUGUGGGUGCCAGUGA
Molecule: messenger RNA, 1161 nt
Organism: Pelmatolapia mariae (spotted tilapia)
Lineage: Eukaryota; Metazoa; Chordata; Actinopteri; Cichliformes; Cichlidae
Gene: ndr2
Product: nodal-related 2
Exons: 3
Coding region: 1-1161 (386 amino acids)
Cellular component (GO): extracellular region
Molecular function (GO): growth factor activity; cytokine activity
Source: RefSeq, a predicted model, not a curated record